Molecule: messenger RNA, 2443 nt
Organism: Colossoma macropomum (tambaqui)
Lineage: Eukaryota; Metazoa; Chordata; Actinopteri; Characiformes; Serrasalmidae
Gene: tufm
Product: Tu translation elongation factor, mitochondrial
Exons: 10
Coding region: 22-1362 (446 amino acids)
Biological process (GO): mitochondrial translational elongation
Cellular component (GO): mitochondrion
Molecular function (GO): GTP binding; GTPase activity; translation elongation factor activity
Source: RefSeq, a predicted model, not a curated record
GAGCCACUUCUUUUCUCGGAAAUGGCGGCGCUCGUGGGACUCCGCGCGGGUUUCUCCGCCCUCCAGCUGACCUCAUCCAGUUUACUGCACAGCUCCUUCAAACUGUGUGCAGUGCCGCUCAGUCGUAGGAACUUUGCAGCCGAGGCCAAGAAAGUCUUUUCCCGUGAUAAACCUCACGUCAACAUCGGCACUAUCGGUCAUGUAGACCACGGGAAGACAACACUCACUGCAGCCAUCACCAAAGUCUUGGCAGAGGCAGGAGGAGCGAGAUACAAGAAGUAUGAAGACAUUGAUAAUGCUCCUGAGGAGAAAGCCAGAGGAAUCACUAUCAACGCCUCACAUGUAGAAUAUACGACAGCCAAUCGGCACUAUGCACACACAGACUGCCCCGGACACGCUGACUACGUCAAGAAUAUGAUUACAGGAACAGCUCAGAUGGACGGCUGUAUCCUGGUUGUUGCAGCAACAGAUGGUCAGAUGCCUCAGACACGGGAGCACCUCUUAUUGGCCAGGCAGAUUGGAGUAGAGCAUGUGGUGGUGUUUGUGAAUAAAGCAGAUGCAGUGGAGGAUAAGGAGAUGCUGGAGCUGGUGGAGCUAGAAAUCAGGGAGCUGCUCACAGAGUUCGGUUACGAUGGAGAGAAAACACCAGUGGUCAUCGGGUCUGCACUCUGUGCAUUGGAGAAUAAACAGCCGGAACUGGGAGUGGAUGCUGUUAUGAAGUUGCUGCAGGUGGUGGACGAAUAUAUUCCUCUACCAAAGAGAGAACUGGAAAAACCAUUCCUUCUGCCCAUAGAGGGCGUCUACUCCAUCCCAGGUCGUGGUACAGUAGUAGCCGGCACUCUGGAGAGAGGGGUGAUAAAGAAGGGAGAUGAGUGUGAGUUUGUGGGACACAAUCGCUCUGCUAAGUCAGUCGUUACAGGUAUUGAGAUGUUCCACCAGUCUUUAGAUCGUGCUGAAGCAGGUGAUAAUCUGGGCGCUCUGGUUAGAGGGCUGAAGAGAGAGGAUGUGAGGAGGGGGAUGGUGAUGUGCAAACCAGGAUCCAUCCAACCCCACCAGAAAGUCAGAGCACAGGUGUACAUUCUGAGUAAAGAAGAAGGCGGCAGACACAAGCCCUUUGUCACUAACUUCAUGCCUGUCAUGUUCUCUCUGACCUGGGAUAUGGCCUGCAGAGUCCAGCUACCUGAUGAGAAGGAGAUGAUCAUGCCAGGAGAAGACACUUCCCUAACCCUGACACUCCGGCAGCCCAUGGUUCUGGAGAAAGGUCAAAGGUUCACACUAAGAGACGGCAAUAAAACCAUCGGAACAGGGCUGGUGACGGAAAUCAUGACAGCCACACCAGAGGACCAGCACAACUGGGGCUGAGACCGACAGAGAGAGGGAUGGGGGAGAUUGGGGGGGAGGUAUGAUGCAAAUGGGGGCAGGAAAGGUGUGGAGUUGGGGACAGAGAGCCGUCCCACAUUAUACUGAUCUAAUAUCUGCUCUUCUUCAUGUCUGCUUGGACAGUAAAAUGGUUUUCACUGAUGUAAAGUACCAUAGGGUGGAGAAUUCUAGCCCUGGACCCACACUAUAUACUGUUCAGUGUUUUCCCAGGCUAAAUGAAUAGUUCAACAGGAAAAAAAACACAUUUACAGAAUUAUACCCCUUACCCCAAAUGUAGUUGACCAAUCAAGAUAUGUUUGAUAUCUAAAGCUUUAGUUUUGCACUGGAGAUACGAGGCUAAUAUAGCUCAGAAAUAGCGAACGUUUAUACAAUGCUGGUUGGCAGUUAUCCAUAAUAAUGGAACAACUUUAACAGUUUGUCAUACAGUGUCAGAAACCACAUAAUUUAUCUCAGAUAGGCUUGCGUAACAUCUCUACGCAGUUUGAGGUGAGAGUGUGUUGAUUUAGGCAUAAGGUUUGCAUGAUGCUAACUGGUGAGGUAUAAGCUUCUAUUACUUGUUAAUUACAUUAGCGUAUUGGCUCCAGUGCAAAACUUGGGAUCACCUAAUUCUACAACACUUCUUAUUCAUAAUGAGCUGUUGUCAGGUUUGUUGGAGCUGGGAAAACACUUACAUGAAACCACUUAUUUGUCUGGUUGAAUCUCUUUGUAGUGCACUGCUGCACCAUUUUGGCCCGGGUGAUCAGUGCACUCAUCAACUGUCUCGUUUUAUUGAACUGCCUGGAAAACGGGGCAUGGCCGAAGUGGCCUGCUAGCCCAGCAGGUGGUGCUGUGGGUCCACUACCAUCCAGCUUCCAUCUGGAUUCAGCUUCCAUGAAGGGUGAUCAGAGGUUUGAGGUUAAGGCAUCACGGUGGCCGAAGGAUGAAUUAUAUAUAUACAUAGCUUUGGAUACACACAUCCUUAAAGUCCUGCAAUGGGGUUCCAUACAAUCUGUUUUUGCUUUCGAAAUUUCUGUCUAUAAAAAGUGCUAAUGAAUGUGGUUGAUGUAAUAAAUUGUAUUUAAUA